UGGCACACAAUCUAAGAUAAACAGCUCCUAGACGAAAUGUUAAUAUAUGAAUCAACUCUAAACCUCUUUGAGAAGAGACGGCAUAUUUCCAUAUAUAGCAACAAUAUCUGGGCUUAAUUCCUCCGAGUCCACUUGAAACCAAUAUAAUGGGUAUUUAAGUCUACAGAACUGUCCGCUAAAUAUCAAACGUCCAUCCAAAGAUCCAUUUUGAUGUAUUGAUUUGAAACAAUUAAGAACCAAAUAUUGUAAUUCUCACCGGCUCUCAUGUGACGUCACUGAUUGUUUUUCCUUGCAUCGUCAGAUCUUCUCCAGUUGUCCUCGUCAAUUGUUUUAACAGGGACUUAAUGUGGAUAAUUUCUGUGUGUAAAUAUAAUAAAAACACGGUCAUUAUGUCACUGGGGAUAUGUAUUUAUAUCUAGUGAACUUUUUGAGACUUUUACAUGGGUUAUGUUUGUUGUAUAUCGUCAUAGGUGUUCAAAGUGGUAUUGCCGUUUCUAGGAGAAGAUCUUUGACUGAAGAGUCAAAGCGUGCAUUGUUUGUUAGCGAACACAUGAAAAUAACAUUCAUUGGUAAGAAAAUGGCGGAAUUGGAAGAAAAGCUUAUAUGUUCAGACGCUCUAUGCGCUGUCAGCCAGGACCGGAAGGACCGGAAGAAACGAAACACCAGAUCAGAUUUAACAAAUGCUCAAAAUAAACAAACCGAAACAAACAAGGAAAAUAAACCAUCAGAACAAUCCUCGGCAACAAAGUAUGCUUUUGGAAAUCCCGCCUUACCGAGCCAGACAAAAACACGGAACGGCAAACCGAAAUCUAAAAGGCGUAAAGGAUGAUUUGGCAAACAUGAAUUUUAUAACGUCUUUAGUGACUGUUUCAUGGGUGUUUUUAAUAUACGUAUAUAUGUGUUUUUGGUGCACUUUAAGUUCAAUAAAGGGGAAAAUACCGAUAACUGGAUACGUCGAACACAGAAUAAGUUUGAAAUAGUAGAAUAUAUCGAGAACAGAUAAUGUCGAUGAAAGUCAU
Messenger RNA from Ruditapes philippinarum (Manila clam), 1019 nucleotides. RefSeq lists its product as uncharacterized. The record is from RefSeq and is a predicted model, not a curated record. The transcript has 3 exons. The coding region runs from base 404 to 829 and encodes 141 amino acids. Lineage: Eukaryota; Metazoa; Mollusca; Bivalvia; Venerida; Veneridae.